UCAGGAAGUAUUAUGAGCGGGGCGAGCUGCAAAGCAAACGGCGCCGUGUACCCCGCCUCAUCAGCGAUGAUGAACUCUGUGAAGAAGCCCAAGAUGGAGCAGAUUCAGGCCGACCAUGAGCUCUUCCUGCAGGCCUUCGAAAAACCUACUCAAAUAUAUAGAUUUCUCCGCACAAGGAACAUAAUUGCUCCUAUCUUCUUGCACAGAACUUUGACAUUCAUGUCUCAUAGAAAUACCCGAACAAACAAAAAAAGAAAAUCUUUCAAAGUGGAUGAUUUGAUGAAGAAAGUGGAAAAAAUGAAGGGACACCCUGACUCGCCAAACAUGUCUUCACAUUUACAGCUAACAUUUACUGGAUUCUUCCAUAAGGACGAAAAGCCAUCACAGAAUUCAGAAAAUGACCAGAGUUCAGUUUCUUUAGAGGUGCUACUUGUCAAAGUCUGCCAUAAAAAAAGAAAGGAUGUCAGUUGUCCAGUGAAGCAAGUGCCUACAGGUAAAAAGCAGGUGCCUUUGAACCCUGACGGUAACCAAAACAAGUCCGGAUCCUAUCCUUCCUUAGUCGUCUCCAGCAAUGAAUUUGAGCCCAGCAACAGCCACAUGGUGAAGUCCUAUUCACUCCUGUUCAAAGUGUCACGCACAGGGAAGAAGAAUGGCACUAAUCUGGUCAAUGGUCAGGCCAAUGAGAAUGUCGAUGUUACUGAUACACCGAGCAGAAAGAAGAGAAGUUCAUCACAUAGAGAAGAAGGUUUGACCACAGAGACGUAUAUUGCACAAAUGACUGUUUUUGAUAAGAACAGAAGAUUGCAGCUGUUGGAUGGCGAGUAUGAAGUGUCAAUGCAAGGAAUGGAAGACAGCCCUGUUGGCAAGAAGCGUGCCACAUGGGAGACAAUCCUGGAUGGAAAGAGACUUCCACCUUUCGAGACCUUUUCUCAGGGACCCACAUUGCAGUUUACUCUGCGCUGGACAGGGGAUGUUAAUGGAAAAUCUACUGGUUCUGUGGCCAGACCGCUCUCUACUCGCAACUCUGAGACCUUCACUCCCAUGGAAACUAGAAACAGCAACCACAGAGCACUUAUGAUGAAGGAGUCGGUCAAUGCAGACGUUCACUCAAAAAAAGAUAAUUCCCAAUCUGAACCGCGACAGAAAUUAAGGAUAUUUUAUCAGUUUUUAUACAACAAUAACACAAGGCAGCAGACAGAGGCCAGAGAUGACCUUCACUGUCCUUGGUGUACGUUGAACUGCAGAAAGCUCUACAGCCUUCUCAAGCACCUCAAACUCUCCCACUCACGCUUCAUCUUCAACUAUGUGCCUCAUCCCAAAGGAGCAAGGAUAGAUGUGUCUAUCAAUGAAUGUUAUGAUGGUUCAUACGUUGGCAACCCUCAGGACAUCCACAGCCAACCGGGCUUUGCUUUUAGUCGCAAUGGGCCCGUCAAGAGAACAGCUGUCACCCACAUUCUAGUCUGCAGACCUAAAAGGACCAAACCAAGUCUGUCAGAGUUUCUGGAGUCUGAAGAUGGAGAGUUGGAGCAACAGAGGACUUAUGUGAGUGGACACAACCGUCUGUACUUCCACAGUGACAGCUGCAUGCCUCUGCGGCCUCAGGAGAUGGAGGAGGACAGUGAAGACGAGCGCGACCCAGAGUGGCUCAGAGAGAAAACUGCUACGCAACUGGAUGAGUUCACUGAUGUAAAUGAGGGUGAGAAAGAGGUGAUGAAGCUUUGGAACCUGCAUGUUAUGAAGAAUGGCUUCAUCGCUGAUAACCAGAUGAGCCAGGCCAUAAUGCUUUUUGUGGAGAGCUGUGGAGCUCACAUCGUACGGCGUAACCUGUGUCGUAACUUCCUUCUUCACCUCGUGAGCAUGCAUGACUUUAACCUGGUCAACACCUCCACCAUCGACCGGGCAAUGUCCCACCUGAGACAGAUGCAAGAGGAGCUCAAAGACACAGAGGAGCAGGAUCCAUCACUGUCGGCAGGCGCCUGCAAUGGCACUGCCAUCACCUCCAGUGGUGGCAAACAGGGCAAGAGGACAAAGAGCUCCCUCACAGACUGACCCUGGUGUGGGGACAAUAGUGUUGUUAUGACCCUAUGGUGCUUAGAUAGGAGAUCGUGUAAAGAAGCUCUCAACACAACAUGAGCAAUUUGUUGAAACUUUGAAGUUUGAACUGAACCAAAAGGAAAAAAAAACAACAAAACAACAAAACAACUUGAACUAAAUUACCCACAAUAUCCAGAAAUAUUAGGGCUUAAUGAAUUUACUCAAGGACUGAGUAUUGCAUCUACAAGGGGCCAUUGAUUUCUUGUCAAAUUAAGUAAAUCGCUAACUUCAUGGUGUGGUGUAACUGCCUUUGGUGUGUUUGUUAUAAACAACUGUAAUCCAGUUACAGUUAAACUGUUCUGGUAUCCCUGGUACCCUGUAUUUUAACCACACUAUAUCCUUGUUCAAAUGUAUCCUUUGAUUAUUUUAGCACUUGAUAUUUGUAUGUAGAAAACUUAACAUCAUUUGUGUGCUGAUGCAGCACAUACUUUCCACUGUUAAACAUGUGAAAUUGAAAUGAGGCCUGUAUACAUUACAGCCUUCUAUUGACUUACAGUUACAAAGUAUAUUAAGAUUCUGUUAGGGCUGGUUGUCUGUUUUGCCUUUGAGUUGUGACAAAAUUAUAUUGUAAUAUUGUGACGCUGGACGAUAGAACAAAUUCUUAUUUGUGUCCAGGCUAAAAUCCACUCUUCAUCACCCCAGGCCUUUUGGCACUCAUUAUUUUAGCUCAAGGAAAGCCAGGGAAAUAAACCGACCAGCAGAUCAUUACUGUCUCUCGUUGACUUGCCAGCAUCACAAGUUGGUGUUUUUAUAAUCUGGAAAAUCAGUGUUAUGUUUUCAGUUCUGUAGCAGUAUACACACUGAAUGCAUCCCUUUUUAGUGUUGGCAGGUUCCUUGCCAAAGCAAUAUGCUGUUGGUUCAUUAAGAUUUUGAGUUAAUUUUGUCUCGUUAGGUGCUCUUUAUGCCAAAGGGUUUUUUCUCAUCAUUCUUUAUAUCAGUCAAUUUAUAACACAUUUAAAAGCUGUAGUUGUGUAUAGUUUAGUCUAUCAAAUUUGUCACCUGUCAAUUUUAUUUCCCUUUUCUUCAGAAAAUAAUACUUCCUCAAAAAUGACUGUAACACCCUGGAUAAAGAUUGAUUUGUACACUCUGGCUGAGGGGGGGAUUUUAUAUUUAAAUAAAGUACAUUUCAACUGUU
Molecule: messenger RNA, 3229 nt
Organism: Boleophthalmus pectinirostris (great blue-spotted mudskipper)
Lineage: Eukaryota; Metazoa; Chordata; Actinopteri; Gobiiformes; Gobiidae
Gene: suz12b
Product: SUZ12 polycomb repressive complex 2 subunit b
Exons: 16
Coding region: 13-2049 (678 amino acids)
Cellular component (GO): ESC/E(Z) complex; nucleus
Molecular function (GO): chromatin DNA binding
Source: RefSeq, a predicted model, not a curated record